AUGCACCCACUGAUCCAUCGCCUUCGACGACUACCGAAACCCAAAUUCCUGCACGGGAUUCCCAACAAUAGCAUCUUUAUCAUCGGAACUCUUAUCGGGGUCAAUGCUCUGGUAUGGAUCGCAGUGGCUAUCGUCCUACACUUCCACCCCGCUCUUAUCUCUCCGGCUGCUCUAUCUUAUGUCCUGGGCUUGCGCCAUGCUUUAGAUGCUGACCAUAUCGCGGCAAUUGAUCUCAUGACACGUCGCUUAAUUGCGUCUGGUCAGAGACCUGCUACUGUGGGAACCUUUUUUUCACUGGGUCAUAGCACUAUUGUCAUUGUAACUUGUAUCGUCGUGGCGGCGACAAGCGGUGCUCUGAGAGACCGAUUUGAUGGGUUUCAGCGUGUUGGUAAUAUAGUAGGAACCAGUGUGAGUGCUUCGUUUCUGAUCAUUCUUUGUAUUGGGAAUGGAUGGGUGCUGUAUAAGCUAGUGCAACGUCUUCGUGCAGUCCUCCAUGAUCGAAAAGAUCGUGUUCACCUUGAGGGGUUCGCAGAAGAGGAAACUCAAAUCCAGGAUCAUUUUGCACUUGAAGGUGGUGGAUUCCUAACAAGAGUCUUCAAAAGACUAUUUCGUGUUAUUGACCGACCAUGGAAGAUGUACCCUCUGGGCGUGGUCUUUGGUCUUGGCUUUGACACAAGCUCUGAGAUAGCUAUCCUGGGUAUUGCGAGCAUCCAAGCUGUGCAAGGCACGAGUAUAUGGCUGAUCUUAGUGUUCCCAAUUCUAUUCACGGCGGGUAUGUGUAUGCUCGACACCACCGACGGCGCUCUCAUGAUGGCCCUCUACACCUCAAAUGCCUUCUCGCGAGACGUCGUAGCGAUUCUCUACUACUCGAUAGUCCUAACAGGAAUAACUGUUGUCGUCUCUGCCUUUAUUGGGAUCGUCCAGCUUCUCUCACUCAUCCAGAACGUCUCUGACCCUCAGGGGCAAUUCUGGGAUGGCGUUUCCGCCAUAGGAGAUCACUUUGACAUUAUCGGAGGAAGCAUAUGUGGUGUGUUUGCGGUGGUUGGCCUGAUGUCCAUUUUGCUGUACAAACCUUGGAGACGACGUGUUGAGAAGCCGAAAUCGCAAACUCUCAUAGGAAGUCACGAUGGAGUCAUUCAAGGUACUCUUUCACCAGAGGCCUCACCUUCACCACUCAGCGACCAUACUAGCGACUACAUUGUCGCGCAAAGUGUUCAAAGAGUUGUCUGA
Messenger RNA from Fusarium pseudograminearum CS3096, 1230 nucleotides. RefSeq lists its product as uncharacterized. Gene Ontology annotation, molecular function: nickel cation transmembrane transporter activity. Gene Ontology annotation, cellular component: plasma membrane. Bases 1 to 1230 code for a protein of 409 amino acids. Gene Ontology annotation, biological process: nickel cation transmembrane transport. The record is from RefSeq and is a predicted model, not a curated record. The transcript is spliced from 2 exons. NCBI's taxonomy places the organism in Eukaryota, Fungi, Ascomycota, Sordariomycetes, Hypocreales, Nectriaceae.